Messenger RNA from Phragmites australis (common reed), 1604 nucleotides. RefSeq names its product SEC14 cytosolic factor-like. The transcript has 11 exons. Bases 231 to 1238 code for a protein of 335 amino acids. Lineage: Eukaryota; Viridiplantae; Streptophyta; Magnoliopsida; Poales; Poaceae. The record is from RefSeq and is a predicted model, not a curated record.
CCUGUCUCAAGUCCUAACUUCCAACCUUUAGGAUUACUGGUGCACCACCGGAGCACCCCUCCCCCACACACCACACAGAGGCUCGGGCGCACACAUACACACGAUUUGUUGUGGUGCGGUGCGGUGCGGGAGCGCACAAGAACAGACCAAGAACAGAGAGAGAAAGGGGAGCGAACUGAAAAGGCAGAAGAGACCCAACUUUCUCCCCGCCAAGUCCACCGUUGCCGGCAAUGGCGGCCCCCUCUGAGGAGGCUAUCAAGCAGUUCUCCGCGCUAAUGGAGCAGCUGGAGGAGCCGCUCAAGACCACAUUCCAGAAUGUGCAUCAAGGAUACCCGAGGGGGACUUUGGUGCGUUUCCUAAAGGCCAGAGAAUGGAGUGUUCCCAAAGCUCAUAAAAUGCUAAUGGAUUGCUUAAAUUGGAGGAUACAGAAUGAGAUUGACAGCAUGCUAGCUAAACCCAUAGUUCCACUUGAUUUGUAUAGAGCUAUUCGGGACACGCUACUUGUUGGAUUGACGGGAUACUCCAAGCAGGGACAACCUGUUUAUGCAUUUGGUGUUGGUCUCAGUACCUUUGACAAGGCAUCGGUGAACUACUAUGUUCAGUCACACAUACAAAUGAAUGAAUAUCGAGAUCGUGUUGUCCUGCCGGCUGCAUCGAAGAAGUUCGGGAGACAGAUUAAUACCUGCUUGAAGGUUAUGGAUAUGACUGGCUUGAAGCUGUCUGCGUUGAGCCAAAUAAAGAUGUUGACCAUGAUUACAACUGUUGAUGACCUUAAUUAUCCUGAGAAAACCGAAACGUAUUACAUUGUGAAUGCUCCAUAUGUUUUUUCGGCAUGUUGGAAGGUUGUGAAGCCACUUUUACAAGAAAGAACUAAAAAGAAGAUCCAAGUCUUGUAUGGCUCCGGAAGGGAUGAGUUAUUGAAGGUUAUGGACUAUGAGUCACUUCCACACUUUUGCAAGAGAGAAGGAUCAGGUUCAUCCAACGACUCGUUCGACAGAGUUGAUUGCUACUCCUAUAAUCAUCCUUUCCACCAGCAGCUGUACAACUACGUGAAGCAGCAAUCUCUGAACCAGGGCUUUGUUGGCCCUGUAAAGCAAGGCUCGUUCCAUGUGGAUGUGCCCACACCUGAACUUGAGCCAGUCAAGAUCGCGGAGACGAUCGAAUUGGAGUUCCACAAUUUGAGGGGAGGCAACGGGCUCUCACACUCGUUCAACCGAAUCAAGAUCGAAGGUCCAUGAGGGUGCGGCGGUUCAGAGCGUGCGCUCGAGACAGCAAGCCACAGAGAUAAUCGGCUUAUCUGAGCCCCAAGAACCUAUGCAGGGGUAGUAGUACCUCUUGCUUGCAAUCACUGGCUGCAAGCUUGACUAGGAGUAGAGAGCGUAGUAUUGAACACGAUUCUAAUAACCGAGUCUGUCUUACCCAAGAUUGCUGUCAUUUCUAAUUAACCUAGCGACUAUCGUUGUAUUUUCAUGCUUAUGGCAUGGAAAUGUGAUGUUUCCAAUCAUGAAAGCCAGUUGGAGUUCUCCCAAUGUAUCCAUUUAUGUAUAUAUACCUGCCAACUCGACGGAGUGGUGCAUAUAAGGAGACUUUUGUACUGCCUGCUA